UACAGGCGUCGAUUAGCAAGGUAAAAGUAACAGAACCAUGGCUCAGUUUCCAACACCUUUUGGAGGCAGCCUGGAUAUCUGGGCCAUUACUGUAGAGGAAAGAGCGAAGCAUGAUCAGCAGUUUCAUAGUUUAAAGCCAAUAUCUGGAUUUAUUACUGGUGAUCAAGCUAGAAACUUUUUUUUUCAAUCUGGGUUACCUCAGCCUGUUUUAGCACAGAUAUGGGCGCUAGCUGAUACGAACAAUGACGGGCGAAUGGAUCAAGUGGAGUUUUCCAUAGCUAUGAAACUUAUCAAACUGAAACUGCAAGGGUACCAGCUCCCUUCCGCACUUCCCCCUGUCAUGAAACAGCAGCCAGUUGCUAUUUCUAGUGCACCAGCCUUUGGAAUAGGAGGAAUCGCCAGCAUGCCACCACUUACAGCUGUUGCUCCAGUGCCAAUGGGAUCCAUUCCAGUCGUCGGGAUGUCUCCACCUCUAGUAUCUUCUGUUCCUCCAGCAGCAGUGCCUCCCCUGGCUAACGGGGCUCCCCCUGUUAUACAGCCUCUGCCCGCGUUUGCUCAUCCUGCAGCCACUUUGCCAAAGAGCUCUUCCUUCAGUAGAUCUGGGCCAGGGUCACAGUUAAACACUAAAUUACAGAAGGCACAGUCAUUUGAUGUGGCCAGUGCCCCUCCCGCGGCAGAAUGGGCGGUCCCUCAGUCAUCCAGACUGAAAUACAGACAGUUAUUCAAUAGUCAUGACAAAACUAUGAGUGGACACUUAACAGGUCCCCAAGCAAGAACUAUUCUUAUGCAAUCAAGUUUACCACAGGCUCAGCUGGCUUCAAUUUGGAAUCUUUCUGACAUUGAUCAAGAUGGAAAACUCACAGCAGAAGAAUUUAUCCUGGCGAUGCACCUGAUUGACGUCGCGAUGUCUGGCCAACCACUGCCACCUGUCCUGCCUCCAGAGUACAUUCCACCUUCCUUUAGACGAGUUCGGUCUGGCAGUGGGAUAUCUGUCAUCAGCUCGACGGCAGUAGAUCAGAGGCUACCAGAGGAACCAGUUCUAGAAGAUGAACAGCAACAGCUAGAGAAGAAAUUGCCUGUGACAUUCGAGGAUAAGAAGCGCGAGAAUUUUGAGCGAGGCAACCUGGAGCUGGAGAAGCGCAGGCAGGCCCUCCUGGAGCAGCAGCGCAAGGAGCAGGAGCGCCUGGCGCAGCUGGAGCGCGCCGAGCAGGAGAGGAAGGAGCGGGAGCGCCAGGAGCAGGAGCGCAAGAGGCAGCUGGAGCUGGAGAAGCAGCUGGAGAAGCAGCGGGAGCUCGAGCGGCAGAGAGAGGAGGAGAGGAGGAAAGAAAUCGAGAGACGAGAGGCUGCAAAACGAGAACUUGAAAGGCAACGACAGCUUGAAUGGGAACGGAAUCGAAGACAAGAGCUGCUCAAUCAAAGAAACAAAGAACAAGAAGACAUAGUUGUACUGAAAGCAAAGAAGAAGACUCUGGAAUUUGAAUUAGAAGCCCUAAAUGAUAAAAAGCAUCAACUAGAAGGAAAACUUCAAGAUAUCAGAUGUCGCCUGACCACCCAAAGGCAAGACAUCGAGAGUACAAACAAGUCCCGGGAAUUGAGAAUUGCGGAGAUCACCCAUCUACAGCAACAAUUACAGGAGGCUCAGCAAAUGCUUGGAAGACUUAUUCCAGAGAAGCAGAUACUCAAUGACCAAUUAAAACAAGUUCAACAAAACAGUUUACACAGAGACUCACUUCUGACACUCAAAAGAGCGUUAGAAGCAAAAGAAGUGGCUCGUCAGCAGCUCCGAGACCAACUGGAUGAAGUUGAGAAGGAAACCAGGUCGAAACUGCAGGAGAUUGAUAUUUUCAAUAAUCAGCUGAAGGAACUAAGAGAAAUACAUAAUAAGCAACAACUCCAGAAACAAAAGUCCAUAGAGGCUGAACGUCUGAAACAGAAAGAACAAGAGCGAAAGAUCAUAGAGUUAGAAAAACAAAAAGAAGAAGCCCAAAGACGAGCUCAGGAGAGAGACAAGCUGUGGACUGAGCAGGCGCAGCAGGAUGAUGAGCAGCAGCGGCCCCGGAAGAUCCACGAUGAAGAGAAACUCAGAAGGGAGGAGAGUGUCAAAAAGAAGGACGGUGAGGAGAAAGGCAAACCGGACGCUCAAGACAAGAUGAGUCGGCUUUUCCAUCAGCAUCAAGAACCAGCCAAGCCAGCCUCCCAGGCGCCCUGGUCCACCACAGAAAAAGGCCCACUUACAAUUUCUGCACAGGAGAAUGUAAAGGUGGUGUAUUACCGAGCGCUCUACCCCUUUGAAUCCAGAAGUCAUGAUGAGAUCACAAUCCAGCCUGGAGACAUAGUAAUGGUGGAUGAAAGCCAAACUGGAGAACCGGGCUGGCUUGGAGGAGAACUAAAAGGAAAGACAGGAUGGUUCCCUGCAAACUAUGCAGAGAAAAUCCCAGAACACGAGGUUCCCGCUCCAGUCAAGCCCGGCCCUGACACGACCUCUGCCCCUGCACCCAAACUGGCCGUGCGCGAGACCCCCACCCCUGUGGCCGUGACCGCUGCGGAGCCCUCCACAACCCCCAACAACUGGGCCGACUUCAGCUCCACGUGGCCCACCAGCACGAAUGAGAAGCCAGAAAGCGACAACUGGGACUCGUGGGCAGCCCAGCCCUCCCUCACCGUGCCCAGUGCUGGCCAGCUACGGCAGAGGUCAGCCUUCACUCCGGCCACGGCCACUGGCUCCUCCCCAUCCCCUGUGCUGGGCCAGGGUGAAAAGGUGGAGGGGCUACAGGCGCAAGCCCUGUAUCCUUGGAGAGCCAAAAAGGACAACCACUUAAAUUUUAACAAAAACGAUGUCAUCACCGUCCUGGAACAGCAAGACAUGUGGUGGUUUGGAGAAGUUCAAGGUCAGAAGGGUUGGUUCCCCAAGUCUUACGUGAAACUCAUUUCAGGGCCCAUAAGGAAAUCUACAAGCUUGGAUUCCGGUUCUUCAGAAAGUCCUGCUAGUCUAAAGAGAGUCGCUUCUCCAGCAGCCAAGCCGGCCGUUUCGGGAGAAGAAUUUAUUGCCAUGUACACUUACGAGAGUUCUGAGCAAGGCGAUUUAACCUUUCAGCAAGGGGAUGUGAUUUUGGUUACCAAGAAAGAUGGUGACUGGUGGACAGGAACGGUGGGCGACAAGUCUGGAGUCUUCCCUUCUAACUAUGUGAGGCUUAAAGAUUCAGAGGGCUCUGGAACUGCUGGGAAAACAGGGAGUUUAGGAAAAAAACCUGAAAUCGCACAGGUGAUUGCCUGCUAUACCGCCACGGGCCCCGAGCAGCUCACCCUGGCCCCUGGGCAGCUGAUCCUGAUCCGAAAAAAGAACCCAGGUGGAUGGUGGGAAGGAGAGCUGCAAGCACGUGGGAAAAAGCGCCAGAUAGGCUGGUUCCCCGCUAAUUAUGUGAAACUUUUAAGCCCUGGGACGAGCAAGAUGACUCCAGCAGAGCCACCCAAGCCGACGGCGUUGCCGGCAGUGUGCCAGGUGAUCGGCAUGUACGACUACAUCGCCCAGAAUGACGACGAGCUGGCCUUCAGCAAGGGCCAGAUCAUCAAUGUCCUCAACAAGGAGGACCCCGACUGGUGGAAAGGAGAAGUCAGUGGACAAGUGGGGCUCUUCCCCUCCAACUACGUGAAGCUGACCACAGACAUGGACCCAAGCCAGCAAUGAAUCAUAUGUUGUCCAUCCCCCCCUCAGGCUUGAAAGUCCUCAAAGAGACCCACUAUCCCAUAUCACUGCCCAGAGGGAUGAUGGGAGAUGCAGCCUUGAUCAUGUGACUUCCAGCAUGAUCACCUACUGCCUUCUGAGUAGAAGAACUCACUGCAGAGCAGUUUACCUCAUUUUACCUUAGUUGCACGUGACGACCAUGUCGAGUUCUGACUUGCAGAGAUAGAAGCCAACCUUACAAAAUUACACAGGGUAGUGGGUCCUUUUGUGGCUUUCCUAGUGACUCGAAUUGACUUCCCCCCCCACCUUGGCACAGGUGCUUUCAAUAGUCUCACCCGUGUUUUUAAAAAUAUACUUUAGCCUUUUAAUAAAAAUCAAUAAAUUUCUCCUUGGCCAUUUUGGUUUUGCAAAAAGACCCACUAUCGAGGAAUUCUGCGUGUGCUACGGAAAAAACAAAAAACUGUUCUGAAUGUCCAUAAAUCUGAGACUUGAUGUAUCUUCUUUGUUCAUUUUGCCCAGUGUUACCAGUGAAACUGUGUAGUUUGGGUUUCCCCCACCCCCUUCUGUAGUAGCACAGAGGAAUUCAGUGUAGACGUGUAGAAGGACCCCGAUUAAAUGGAAAGUGUUUGGUGCCUGUUCGUGUGUAUCAGAUGGACCCCGCCGAGCGCGUCAUAACACAUCCUGUACAUAAGAACUUAGUUCUUCCCGAGGCAAAAAGCCUUCCCCUUGUACGACGCUCUCCUCACACCGCAUUAAUUUGACUUGCACAAUGACCUUGUAGCCACAGGAGAGAGCACCCGUGUUUUUGUUCGGUCUCAGAUCUACCUGGUUGAGUUGGUGUCUUCUGUUUGGGGUUUUCAAUCUUGCGUGUUUUCAUACCAUGAAAUCCGUAGGCGACACCGCUGAGGUUGUCACAAUCAACAGCAUCUACGAUCUCUUCUUAGUCUCUGUUACAUGAAGUUUUUAUUCCAGUUACUUUUUCAUGGAAUGACUGAUUUUGAACAAGUAAUUUUCUUGACAAAAAAGAAUGUAUAGAAGUCUCCCUGCAAUUAAUUUCCAAUGUUUACAUUUCUUUAACUAGACUGUGGUAUUUCUGCAUUUGAUAUGAAACGGAACUCACGGUCCGUGUAUGUGUCAGAUGUGUCGUAGCCGAAGCCACGUGUGUCGUUUAAACACUAGUUGGAAGCUCUCAAUAAAAAUGCCUGUCGCCGACAGCACAGGACGCCGGGUGGGGGGAGCCUCGGCGCAGUCUCACGGUGCCGCCAAUGCCUUUGUAACCUGAAGCCACCUGUUGUCACACCUCCCUCGGGAGCGUCUGUGCAGAGGUCCUCCCACACUCACAUGGCGCAGAGAACGGAGGCUGCUCCUCCUCGUUCCCUUGCGUUUCAGUAUUUUCAUGGAUAUGAAUGUAAGAUAUAUAAAUAUAUAAACCUGCGGCUUUAACAACUGUAAUACAACUUUUUGGAUUAGUUACAUGUAUAGAUAAUUAAAUUCUUCAUACAAAAGUUAGACGGAAAUGUCUCUGUGUUUUGAUGUUGGAACCUGGCAGUGGUGACGGGGACCCAGAGAGACUAGAUGGCAGCAGGGGGGGCCGGCUGCCCACGUGUCUGUGGGGACGCUUGGGCUUUGAGAUACAGACGCCGUCCACUCCUCACGGAGUCGUCUUUGAACGGCGCCCUGACCCCCACCCCUGACCUUGCUACCCGCUCCUCCCUGAUCAAGGAUCGCCCCUCACAAGAUGGGUUUUGAAGACGAGAAUGACAGCACAGCUGAGUGGCUAACUGUCUCUUCGGGCUUUCGGUGUACGUCCUUGGUACGGUGACAGGCGCAUGACUGGACUCAGGGCACAAAACAUUGUUCCGAAAGAUGUAUCAUAAUAAGUGUCUGUCGAAUGUCCAGAGAACGUGUGGGUGGAGGUGGAAACUUCACGGCUUCCAUACUGCUCUCCGCCAUCCGUUACUGCCUCGCACGCCAGUCUCGUCGCCUUUGCAGAAAUAAACCAGCAUACGUGUUGACAAAAC
Messenger RNA from Suricata suricatta (meerkat), 5703 nucleotides. It is a transcript of the gene ITSN1, whose product is annotated as intersectin 1. Gene Ontology annotation, cellular component: intracellular vesicle; clathrin-coated pit; presynaptic membrane. Gene Ontology annotation, biological process: positive regulation of Rho protein signal transduction; endosomal transport; intracellular signal transduction. The record is from RefSeq and is a predicted model, not a curated record. Gene Ontology annotation, molecular function: calcium ion binding; guanyl-nucleotide exchange factor activity; molecular adaptor activity. Lineage: Eukaryota; Metazoa; Chordata; Mammalia; Carnivora; Herpestidae. The coding region runs from base 38 to 3685 and encodes 1215 amino acids. The transcript is spliced from 28 exons.